Molecule: messenger RNA, 1133 nt
Organism: Pistacia vera
Lineage: Eukaryota; Viridiplantae; Streptophyta; Magnoliopsida; Sapindales; Anacardiaceae
Product: phosphopantothenoylcysteine decarboxylase-like
Exons: 3
Coding region: 229-867 (212 amino acids)
Biological process (GO): coenzyme A biosynthetic process
Cellular component (GO): phosphopantothenoylcysteine decarboxylase complex
Molecular function (GO): phosphopantothenoylcysteine decarboxylase activity; FMN binding
Source: RefSeq, a predicted model, not a curated record
UUUUACUUAAAUCCCGAAAUGGAGUGGUCUUUUUCACAAAAUGAAAAUUGAAAGCGAAUCUCAGAGACUCAAGACAAUUCAGAGCUGCACUUUCUUUGGAGAGACCUCCAAGGUCGCCCGUGGUUGGGAAGCUAAAAACUUCGCGUUUUGAGCUUUAACCUCCUCCUGUUUUUCUCCCGGGAGUUUUGCAUCAGAACCCUAACUCAAUUCACACCAUUUUCUACAGUUAUGGCAUACUCAGAAGCUACAAAUGUAGAGAGUGAGUCGAUUCAAAUGAAUGCUGCUCCUAGGAGACCCCGAAUUUUACUUGCUGCAAGUGGAAGUGUAGCCGCCAUAAAGUUUGGGAAUCUCUGCCAUUGCUUUUCGGAGUGGGCAGAAGUAAGAGCAGUGGCAACAAAGCCCUCUCUUCACUUCAUUGAUAGAGCAUCAAUUCCUAAGGAUGUGAUUCUCUACACUGAUGAGGAUGAAUGGUCAAGUUGGAACAAAAUAGGUGAUAGUGUACUGCACAUUGAGCUCCGCCGAUGGGCUGAUAUUAUGGUUAUUGCCCCAUUGUCAGCGAACACACUUGGCAAGAUAGCUGGAGGAUUGUGCGACAAUUUGCUAACAUGCGUUGUACGAGCAUGGGACUAUGACAAACCACUGUUUGUUGCACCUGCUAUGAACACUUUCAUGUGGACCAAUCCUUUCACUGAGCGGCACCUUAUGUCAAUUGAUGAGCUAGGAAUUUCUCUUAUACCACCUGUCACAAAAAGGCUGGCUUGUGGGGAUUACGGAAAUGGUGCAAUGGCUGAACCGUCUUUGAUCUAUCAAACUGUGAGACUUUUCUGUGAGUCAAGGAAUCAAUUGGGUGAUGGAAGAGUUGGUUAAUUUUGUAUGCAUGGAUUGCAUUAUUUGUUGUGGUUUGUUAUCUCUUUACCAGGUGCAUUUUGUAUUUCAUGUUUGUGGAUCCAGGCAUUCAGCUUGUACAUUUAGACAAUACCCUGUUGAAGUUCAUCCGAAUUUAUUUCAUUAGCUAUUGUUUGACCACUAGAUCAUGUACGUUAUUCUAAAUGCCUAGAUUUACAUACCAAGGUCAACAUAGUGAUGAAAUAUGAAUUUUAAACUUCACGGUUGAUGUCAUUUUACUGCCUGAA